AUGGCGACGAACCGACAUGUGCUUUGGCUGGUGCUUGCCGCUGUGAUUUUCGAUUACUCUUUCGUGACGAUGAUGCGAGUAUGUCUUCCCUUCCAUGCGAAGGCUUUGGGUGGCUCCAGCACCAUGAUCGGGAGCUUGGAGACUGUCUAUGGCCUCGGCCAAUGGAUCGGUGCCAUCGUGCUGCCUCGGCUCUCGGACAAAUGGGGGAGGAAGGUGAUUCUGGUCUUGUGUAGUGCCUGUGCAGCAUGUGGCUACGGGCUGGCUUUGCUGGGCCUGACCCUGGCCAGCCCUGGGCUGCUUCUGAUCAGCCGGCUCCCGGUGGGCCUGGCGAAGCAGACGGUCACCGUCAGCCGCGCAGUGGUCGCGGACUGCACAGAGGCCACUGGCGACCGCUCGCGGUGGAUGGCCUACCAGUGCACUGCCCUUGCGACCGGCUGCACGAUUGGACCUCUGCUGGCCUCCCAGGAGGCCCUCGGGGAGUUCGGCCCCAUCGCCCUAGCCGCUGCCGUCUUUGCCGUGAUCGCCCCUGCCAUGGUGCUGGUGCUUCCGGAAACCGCCCCGCAGAGGAACGAGAAAGAGAGCCAGGUUGCUCGAGUACCCCUCUGGCAGCAGAAUGAGGUGCUGAUGAUCUUGCUGCUCCUCGCCCUUCCCGAGCUUGGUUUGGUCUCGCACCAGGGCGUGGCGCUGAACACCUACUCUAUGAAGAUUGGCAUGGGCUGCUUGCCAUGCGGAAAGCCCUGGAUCGCCAAAGUGAACUCGGCCUCCGCCGUCCUACAGGCUGUGGUCGCUGGCACUGUUUGCGCCAGCUUAGCCCGCCGCGGGUGGAGCGAUACCACGUUAAUGCAGCUUGGCUGUGGCAGCUUCGCUGCCGCCUCCCUGGCGAUUUUCUUCUGGCAGAGCCCCGAAGCGAUCGUGGCUUCUGCGCCCCUCGCCGCUGCCGCCAACUCGGUGCUGCGAAGUUUUCCCGCAGCGUUGCUGAGCAAAGAAGUGCCGGAGCAGCGGCAAGGCGAAGCGAUGGGCUUGCUAGAUGUGUGCUCCUCUGCCCUUCGCGUGGCCGCACCUGUCUUGGCCGGGCUGCUUAUGGACAGCUUCGGCGGGCCUUCCGCGUUCCUUUUCCAAGCGGUUCUGUUCCUCGCGGCCGUGGUGGGACUGACGUUGCGGCAGCG
Symbiodinium necroappetens is the source of this 1166-nucleotide messenger RNA. NCBI's taxonomy places the organism in Eukaryota, Dinophyceae, Suessiales, Symbiodiniaceae. The record is from the annotation of a GenBank genome assembly.